AAAAGUGCAGAAUGUGGGUUGUUUAUCUAGGACAAAGCCUAAACAGAAAAAAAACGCAGGCUGCUGCUGCAUUCACUCAGUUGUGCGUUUUGAAAAAUUUCCCUCCCGACUACACGUCCGCUGCAGUGUCCCACAGUAUCAACAGAGCUCGUCAUGGCGCUCGGACGCAGGAACUCGCUUCUCCUGUUUUUCUUUGCUUUCUUCUCAGUUUAAUCUAACCUUUAAUCUAAACCUUAAUUUAAACCUUUUGCUGUUUCGACCGAACGACUCAAUAGCGAUGACCUGUCCUUUGCUGUGAUUUACGGACCUGGAUAUGUAAACUUGUGUCCAACUGCGCGAUCAAGAUUUCAGGAUCCCUUUUCCAGAGCGAAUUCCCUACUUUGAGGAACUCGGGAAAGAAACUGUUCUGGAAGAAGAAGAGGAGGAGUGUGAAGGGGCCCUUAUUUAAGUGAAUGCUAGAGAUAUGAUCAUGACUGCGGCAUGGGAGUGACGUGACAGCAGGAUUGGCCUUUCCCUCCAAACAACCUUAUAUCCACACUCCCACACCAUGUGCUUCUCUCUUCGGAGAGACAAAACUGACUGAAUGAACGACUACACUGAGAAAGAUUGUGUGAGUGUGAAAAUGGAUGAGUCUGCGCUCCUGGACCUGUUAGAGUGUCCGGUCUGCUUGGAGCGACUGGAUGCCACGGCAAAGGUUUUGCCGUGCCAGCAUACGUUUUGUCGGCGAUGCCUGCUUGGAAUUGUGGGGUCGCGUGGGGAACUGCGCUGCCCGGAAUGCCGCACGCUAGUGGAGAGUGGCGUGGAUGAGUUGCCUAGCAACAUCCUCCUGGUACGGCUACUGGACGGCAUCAAGCAGAGGCCGAGGAGGACGGGAAGCAUGCAUGGCACGUGUACUAAUGGAUCAGCAGCGGCGGGGGUCAGAGCACAGGGUGCCGGAGUUGGCCAGAGGGAUCCAGGUCCCACAGGGGCACAGAGGGUCCAGGCCAAGAGCACUCCAGUUAGGGUAAGUUCAGAUGGUUUUGUUGGACUCAAACAGUCCCACAUGCCAGACAGAUCUCAAACAGUUAACUUGCUUUUACAUUCAUAAAAACUUAAAUGAAUG
This is a messenger RNA of Pimephales promelas (fathead minnow), 1102 nucleotides long. Lineage: Eukaryota; Metazoa; Chordata; Actinopteri; Cypriniformes; Leuciscidae. The record is from RefSeq and is a predicted model, not a curated record.